CCGAGCUGGGGCCUUGGCAGCCACAGGGGAGGGAGCAUGUUGGGCAGGGGCUGUGCCUGAAGGCAGGGCCUUCCUAAGUGGCUGAGUAAACAGCUUCAGGUGGCCUCAGCCUGAGCCCAGGGGACCAGCUGUGUUCUCCCACCCCCUGCAAGGCUGAAGCUGCCGCCUUUCAGCAGCGCACUCUCCACCCCAAAGCCUGCAGAAGGCAUUUUUUGAAGGUCAGCAGGCUGAGCCUGGGCCAGAACCCAUCUGCAGAGGAACCCCAGCCAAAGCAGAAAGCUCCUGCGCCAGCUCCCUUGGAUGGACUCCCAGAGGCCUGAGCCCAGACAGGAGGAGGAGGAACAGGAACUGCAGUGGAUGGAGCUGGACUCCAAAGAGGUCCUGGGAACCAGGACAGAGGAGCCCAGUGUCUUCCAGGGCUGGGGGCACCUACUCCAGGCUGUGUGGAGGGGCCCUACAGGCCUGGUGAUGCAGCUGCUGCGGCAAGGGGCCAGCGUGGAGGAGAGGGACCACGCAGGCCGGACCCCGCUCCACCUGGCUGUGCUGAGGGGCCACGCGCCCCUGGUGCGUCUCCUGCUGCAGCGAGGGGCCCCGGUGGGCGCGGUGGACCGGGCGGGGCGCACGGCGCUGCACGAGGCCGCCUGGCACGGGCACUCGCGGGUGGCCGAACUGCUGCUGCAGCGCGGGGCCUCGGCGGCGGCGCGCUCCGGGACGGGCCUCACGCCGCUGCACUGGGCAGCCGCCCUGGGCCGCACGCUGCUAGCCGCGCGCCUGCUGGAGGCUCCGGGCCCGGGACCCGCGGCGGCGGAGGCAGAGGACGCGCGCGGCUGGACGGCGGCGCACUGGGCGGCCGCGGGCGGGCGGCUGGCGGUGCUGGAGCUGCUGGCGGCCGGCGGCGCGGGCCUGGACGGCGCCCUGCUCGUGGCGGCCGCGGCGGGGCGCGGGGCCGCGCUGCGCUUCCUCCUGGAGCGCGGGGCGCGGGUGGAUGCUCGGGAUGGCGCGGGGGCCACAGCGCUGGGUCUGACGGCCGCCCUAGGCCGCCCGCAGGACAUUGAGGUGCUGCUGGGCUACGGGGCAGACCCAGGCGUCAGGGACAGGCAUGGCCGCUCUGCGCUGCACAGGGCUGCCGCCCGGGGACACCUACCCACCGUCCAGCUGCUGGUCACCCAGGGGGCCAAGGUGGAUGCGCGGGACACCCUGGGCUUCACGCCCCUACACCACGCCUCUAGGGAAGGCCACGCGGAGGUUGCCAGCUGCCUCCUGGACAGGGGUGCUCAGGUGGAUGCUACUGGCUGGCUCCGAAAGACUCCCCUACACCUGGCUGCAGAGCGAGGACAUGGCCCUACCGUGGCGCUUUUGCUGAGCCGAGGGGCCAGCCCCACCCUGCGGACACAGUGGGCGGAGGUGGCCCAGAUGCCUGAGUGGGGCUGGCCCCAGGUGCUUCCUGAACUUGGAGCGAGGCAGGAGUAUGAGGGCACAGAGCCCAGGGGCUGAGCCAGACAGCAGGCUCUGGGCUCCACUGCCCCAGCGAUUUCCAGGCUCUCUGGCUGAGGCUGCCUGCCUGGAGGGAACAUCAGGGGAGAGGCUCCCAGAGGAGGGGGUGGGAGAAAGCGGGGUAUGUGGCUUGAACUGGACCUGGGAUGGCCACCAGCUCCCAGGAGGGCCCACUGACCCUGCAGCUCCAGCCUUCUCCGCACUCCAGCAAAGAAUGAGUUGUGGCAACUGAUGCGACCAAAACCUGAUGACAGACAGUGGCACGGACCUGGACGGGCGGCCCCUCUGUCUUCCCUUCCUUCCCUCUGUCUGCACACCC
Molecule: messenger RNA, 1813 nt
Organism: Piliocolobus tephrosceles (Ugandan red Colobus)
Lineage: Eukaryota; Metazoa; Chordata; Mammalia; Primates; Cercopithecidae
Gene: ANKRD65
Product: ankyrin repeat domain 65
Exons: 4
Coding region: 301-1494 (397 amino acids)
Molecular function (GO): protein binding
Source: RefSeq, a predicted model, not a curated record